Molecule: messenger RNA, 216 nt
Organism: Plasmopara halstedii
Lineage: Eukaryota; Oomycota; Peronosporomycetes; Peronosporales; Peronosporaceae
Exons: 2
Coding region: 1-216 (71 amino acids)
Source: RefSeq, a predicted model, not a curated record
AUGAGUAUGGCUUCACCGCACAAGUACACGAAACGCCUAUUUAAAUCCCUCAUCGGCAAACAUAAGGAGCUAAUUACCUUCGAAACUGGUAAUAGCCCAAUGAUCUUAAGUACAUAUCUCCAAUUGAGAUAUAUAUCGGGAAGCUCAUGUGCGUUGAAGAUAAUUGCAUCCUACGCCAGAAGUGACGGUGAUUUGACCGCGCGCUGGAUCUGGUAG